AUGCUACGUCAAUCAUUAAGAUUUGUUACCCCAGUGUCUAGAGUGUCUAGAGUCUCUAGAGUCUCCAGAACUUUCACCACCGCUAGAGUGGUUCUACAAAGUAAGCCUGUCGUCAAGACUGCUCAAACCCUAUCCGAAGUCGAUGGUCCAGAGACUUUGAUCGGUCCAGGUGCCAAGCAAGGUGAAGUUCCAACCGAUUUGGAACAAGCCACCGGUUUGGAAAGAUUGGAACUUUUGGGUAAAUUGGAAGGUAUUGAGAUUUUCGACCAAAAACCUUUGGAUUCCUCGAGAAAGGGUACCAUGGAGAACCCAAUUGUCGUCGAAUCCUACGACGAUUACCGUUACGUUGGUUGUACCGGUUCUCCAGCCGAUUCUCACUCAGUCAUGUGGUUGAAGCCAAGCGUUAACAAAGUCGCUAGAUGUUGGGAAUGUGGUUCCGUUUACAAAGUGAAAGCCGUCGGUGUUGAUACUGGGGACCAUCACCAUUAG
This is a messenger RNA of Torulaspora delbrueckii, 489 nucleotides long. It is a transcript of the gene COX4, whose product is annotated as cytochrome c oxidase subunit IV. The transcript has a single exon. The coding region runs from base 1 to 489 and encodes 162 amino acids. Gene Ontology annotation, cellular component: mitochondrial envelope. The record is from RefSeq and is a predicted model, not a curated record. NCBI's taxonomy places the organism in Eukaryota, Fungi, Ascomycota, Saccharomycetes, Saccharomycetales, Saccharomycetaceae. Gene Ontology annotation, biological process: mitochondrial electron transport, cytochrome c to oxygen.